AGACCUGAACCCAGAGCUGCCGUCCAGUCAGGCAUCCUGAUACUUUAAUAACAGAUCCCAGUCUCUCUCAACCAGCAUCCUGAACAGGUUGGUGACUGAAAAUGUUCCAGCAGUUGGUCCGUCUGCUCCUGCUGCUCCUCAUGGCUGUCUGUUCAGCUCGGAGCACAGGCUCUGUGGCCACCAGCUGUGAGGCGUGUCACAGCCUGGCUCGAUGUGACUCCUCCCUCCAUGAUAACAGCGUUGAGAGCGUGGACGUGUCCUGUCACUGUGAGGGCGCUGUGCUGGGAGACGGCUUCACCUGCUACAACCAAUCUACCUGCAGCGAUGCCUGCUGUAGCCGAGGUUACCGCUGGUCGCCGCCGCAGGGCUGUGUGGACGUCGAUGAGUGCUCUCUGCCCCGCCCUCCCUGUGGUCCCGGGCAGACCUGUGAAAACACCCCGGGUUCCUUCAACUGCCUGGUCACCCCUGAUUCAAGAAGUCGCACUGCUCCAACAUCCAGACCCCGAUCGGUGACGUUCGGCUGUGGCAGCACCCGGUGUCCUUCCGGUCACGACUGCCUCCAGGUGAACGGCACUUCUCAGUGUGUGGACCCGUGUCAGCACUACACUCCACUACAAGACGCCUGGCGAUCCACAAACUUCAGGGCCGACCACGAGUCUACGUUCUGUGACAUCCAUUCAGACUGGCAGGGCUGGUACCGUCUGUUCAUCGGUAACAGCAGCGUUCAUAUGCCAGAGAGGUGCAUUGAGAGACACAUGUGUGGGACCGAUGCUCCCCUGUGGCUGCAGACUCGUCACCCACUGAAGACCGAGGGCAUCGUGUGGGCCAAGGUCUGUGGCAGCUGGGAGAGAGACUGCUGCCAGUUCCAGUCCAACCCCAUCCACGUGAAAGCCUGCCCAGGGAACUACUACGUCUACAAGUUAGUCACCCCCAACUUGUGUCGGCUAGCUUACUGCGCAGAUGCUAACACUGCAGUGUGUAGUACCUGUGCUGAAGGUGAGAACUGUGUGAGCAGUGACAGGAUCAACUGGAGGUGUGAACCACAUCCCACCUCUGCACUGAGGCUGGUGAACGGGGACACCCAGUGCUCUGGGAGGGUGGAGAUCUUCCACAACAGCCAGUGGGGAACUGUGUGUGAUGAUCUUUGGGAUUUGAACGAUGCCCAGGUGGUCUGCAGACAGGUAGGAUGUGGCUCCGCCCAGUCUGCACCUGGUUCAGCCCACUUUGGACAGGGUACUGGACUGAUCUGGAUGGAUGAUGUUGCCUGUACUGGCAGUGAGUCUGCAUUAUCACAGUGUGGACACAGAGGGUUUGGUAUCAAUGACUGCAGCCAUGGGGAAGACGCUGGAGUCAUCUGUUCACCUGCCAUAUCUGAUCUGAGGCUGGUGAACGGGGACACCCAGUGCUCUGGAAGGGUGGAGAUCUUCCACAACAGCCAGUGGGGAACUGUGUGUGAUGAUCUUUGGGAUUUGAACGAUGCCCAGGUGGUCUGCAGACAGGUAGGAUGUGGCUCCGCCCAGUCUGCACCUGGUUCAGCCCGCUUUGGACAGGGUACUGGACAGAUCUGGAUGGAUGAUGUUGCCUGUACUGGCAGUGAGUCUGCAUUAUCACAGUGUGGACACAGUGGGUUUGGUACCCAUAACUGCAACCAUGUGGAAGACGCUGGAGUCAUCUGUUCUGGUACCUCUCCAGAGCCCGAGCUGGUCUGUGGCCGGGACCAUCUGCGUCUGAUGGUCCAGAAGAGGCUGUUCAGGGAACAAGGGCUGAACGCCUCCACUGCUCACCUGAUUGAUCCAAGCUGCCACGAGCAGGUCGACCACCCGGAGGCGAUGUGGUACCAGGUCCAGCCAAGAGAGGGCGUCUGUGGAAAUCUGGUGGAAUACACCAGCAGACAUAUUACCUUCUCCAACAUUUUGUUUGUGUACCCGUCUGACCGGAUGAACACCUCCCUCUCCAUCCCCAUGAGCAUCCCUUUCACCUGCGUCUUCCCGCUGAACGACACCAGCAGUCUGGGCACCGCCAUCCAAUACCAGCUGCCGAGUAACAUUCUGGGUGUGGUGCGUUCAGGAGAACCAAACAGAGUGUUGAUGACUCUGUUCCAGAGACCAGACUACACCCGGCCCUUCCCUCCGGGCCCUGUGAGCCUGCCGCUGGGCUCGCGUCUGCACGUCGGUGCUUCUCUGGAAAACUACCAGAACUCAUCCUUCGUUCUGCGGCUGGACAGCUGCUACGUCACAAACUCCCCCAACGCUGACGACCCGGACAAACACUUCCUGAUCCAGAACAGGUGUCCUGUUGACCGUCGUCAUGUAACAGUGGAAGAAAGCGGUCAGUCACUUCAAGCUCGCUUCUCAGCGCUGCUCUUCCAGUUCCAAGGGACCUACGAGGACAUUUACCUGCACUGCAGGAUCAGUCUGUGUGACCGGGACAGCGGCCCCUGCAACCCUAACUGUUCUAGACGCCACACUCGGUCUGCUGCAGCCCCAACCAGUCAGCUUCCUGUUACUGUUGGACCAAUCAGCUGGUUUUAAAAAGAUGAGGAUCCAGGUCGUUCUUAUUUCAGGACAAACCAGCCUGCAGUCAGCCAGACCACCUUCAGUCCUGAUCAAUGAAGCCGACCAAUCAAUGGAUGAAGCCGACCAAUUAAUGAAGCUGACCAAUCAAUGAAGCUGACCAAUCAAUGAAGCCGACCAAUCAAUGAAGCCGACCAAUCAAUGGAUGAAGCCGACCAAUUAAUGAAGCUGACCAAUCAAUGAAGCCGACCAAUCAAUGAAGCCGACCAAUCAAUGGAUGAAGCCGACCAAUUAAUGAAGCUGACCAAUCAAUGAAGCAGACCAAUCAAUGAAGCAGACCAAUCAAUGAAGCCGACCAAUCAAUGAAGCCGACCAAUCAAUGAAGCCGACCAAUGGAUGAAGCCGACCAAUUGAUGAAACCGAUCAAUCAAUGAAGCCGACCAAUGGAUGAAACCGAUCAAUCAAUGAAGCCGACCAAUCAAUGAAGCCGACCAAUCAAUGAAGCCGACCAAUCAAUGAAGCCGACCAAUCAAUGGAUGAAGCCGACCAAUUAAUGAAGCUGACCAAUCAAUGAAGCAGACCAAUCAAUGAAGCAGACCAAUCAAUGAAGCCGACCAAUCAAUGAAGCAGACCAAUCAAUGAAGCAGACCAAUCAAUGAAGCCGACCAAUUAAUGAAGCUGACCAAUCAAUGAAGCAGACCAAUUAAUGAAGCUGACCAAUCAAUGAAGCUGACCAAUCAAUGAAGCCGACCAAUCAAUGGAUGAAGCCGACCAAUUAAUGAAGCUGACCAAUCAAUGAAGCAGACCAAUCAAUGAAGCAGACCAAUCAAUGAAGCCGACCAAUCAAUGAAGCCGACCAAUCAAUGAAGCCGACCAAUGGAUGAAGCCGACCAAUUGAUGAAACCGAUCAAUCAAUGAAGCCGACCAAUGGAUGAAACCGAUCAAUCAAUGAAGCCGACCAAUCAAUGAAGCCGACCAAUCAAUGAAGCCGAUUAAUCAAUGAAGCCGACCAAUCAAUGAAGCAAACCAAUCAAUGAAGCCGAUUAAUCAAUGAAGCCGAUUAAUCAAUGAAGCCGAUUAAUCAAUGAAGCCGAUUAAUCAAUGAAGCCGAUUAAUCAAUGAAGCCGAUUAAUCAAUGAAGCCGACCAAUCAAUGAAGCCGAUUAAUCAAUGAAGCCGAUUAAUCAAUGAAGCCGACCAAUCAAUGAAGCCGACCAAUCAAUGAAGCCGAUUAAUCAAUGAAGCUGAUUAAUCAAUGAAGCUGACCAAUCAAUGAAGCCGACCAAUCAAUGAAGCCGAUUAAUCAAUGAAGCCGAUGAAUCAAUGAAGCUGACCAAUCAAUGAAGCCGAUGAAUCAAUGAAGCUGACCAAUCAAUGAAGCCGAUUAAUCAAUAAAGCCGACCAAUCAUUGAAGCCAUUCAGUCGAUGCUCAUGUGUGUUUGUGAUUGAAGUCAAUAAAGAGAGAAGAUGAA
Messenger RNA from Notolabrus celidotus (New Zealand spotty), 3984 nucleotides. RefSeq names its product uromodulin-like. Gene Ontology annotation, cellular component: membrane. Lineage: Eukaryota; Metazoa; Chordata; Actinopteri; Labriformes; Labridae. Gene Ontology annotation, molecular function: calcium ion binding. The record is from RefSeq and is a predicted model, not a curated record. The transcript is spliced from 12 exons. Bases 102 to 2531 code for a protein of 809 amino acids.